AUGUGGCAAUUCACCCCCGAGCUUCGACAGCUCGUUCUCACCACGAUCGUUAUACUGCUCGCCGCACCAAGAACCACGCUCGCUCAAGCAUCAUGUUCGCCAGCACUGACAUACGGCGUUGUGUACCAACAAGCAGUCUCGAUAAAUACAUAUGUUCUGACAAACACCACCUUCUAUCCAAUACCAGAAGUGGCAAUCACGAUCGACAACGCACCCACGAGUCUGAACGAGGUGACGACUUUACGAUACACGCAGUACUUGCGAGACCAGACACUUUAUGGGUCAAGCCAAAGGUCCUCGACAACGGAUGGAAGCAUCACAUCCUUCGAACAACCCUCCGAACAACCGAAGACCGUCACAACAACUUCUCCCGAUACAACCGGCACAGUCCUUCCAAUCCUUUCAUCAACUCCAAAUCCAAGCCCAUUCAGCGAACAAUACAUCCUCCGCGUCGUGGGAACCGCCGCCCAGCACUCUGACAACCGCAAGAUUAAUCAACGACAAAGUGGAGCCUUCUACCUCAAUUCCAACGGUACCACCACGAACGACUGCACACAAUCUCCCAUAUACACAGUCGGAAGCGAUGGCGGUCUAACAGCCACCAUGAACGGGAUGAUAUACACCUACUCUACAUCCGCCAACGUACCGUACCAACAAUUCGUACCCUCUACGAUUCCCGGCAGCAUAACGACGGCCUUCUCGCUCGGCGGGAGUGGUGUACUAAACUGGUUCAACGCCGCUUUCUUCAACGGUCAGGCGUCAUUUUGCGCGAUAAGUAACGGAACGAUCUACGUUGUAUUUCAGCAGAAUGUACAGCCUUCAGGGUAUUUGUAUAUUCAAUUGUCGUUGUAUUCGGCGGCGAGUUGUCAGGGGCUGCAGUACUCAACUGUUACUGGCCCGACAGGGCCAACUGGGCCGACUGGUCCGACGGGUCCGACAGGUGUGGCUGGAGCGAUAGGAGCAGUUGGCCCAACAGGCGCGAAUGGAGCCAGCGGAGCUGCGGGAGCCACAGGUCCGACAGGAGCUCAAGGGAUUGCUGGCGUGACUGGGGCUACAGGACCUCAGGGUACUCAAGGCGCCGCGGGGGCUCAGGGUCCUGCUGGGGCAACAGGAGCAACGGGCGUGACAGGUGCAACGGGUGCUACAGGACCUCAAGGCAGUCCAGGGGCGGCGGGAGCUCAGGGUUCUACUGGGCCAACAGGAGCGAAUGGAGCGACAGGUCCUACUGGCGCUACAGGAGCCACGAGUGCAUCUGGCGUGCAAGGAGCUCAAGGUACCCAGGGGCCGACAGGUGCUACUGGAAGCCAGGGAGCGCAAGGUACUCAAGGGCCUACUGGAGCGACCGGGCCACAGGGAGCUCAAGGGACCCAAGGCGCUACUGGUGUCACUGGCCCUUCAGGCGCCACUGGAGUGGCGGGGGCUACGGGUGUGCCAGGUCCAACUGGAGCUCAAGGAUCGCAAGGAGCUCAAGGUGUCGCAGGGUGA
This is a messenger RNA of Recurvomyces mirabilis, 1485 nucleotides long. RefSeq lists its product as uncharacterized. Lineage: Eukaryota; Fungi; Ascomycota; Dothideomycetes; Mycosphaerellales; Teratosphaeriaceae. The transcript is spliced from 6 exons. The coding region runs from base 1 to 1485 and encodes 494 amino acids. Gene Ontology annotation, molecular function: extracellular matrix structural constituent conferring tensile strength. Gene Ontology annotation, biological process: extracellular matrix organization. The record is from RefSeq and is a predicted model, not a curated record.